AAGGAACUAGUCGCGGCAAAACCUCGGUAAUUCUGAGGGAGAGUGAGUGGGGCAAGGACCCGCUGAGCCCAGCCGACACCUCUCUCCUCGGGCGCAGGUGGGCAGGGCAGGGGGCGCCGCAGGACCGGCGCAGCCAGAGCCAAUUUCUCGGGGUCGCUUUGCUCCUUUUUUUUUAAAAAAAAAUUUUCCCCUUUUCCUUUCUCCGGAAGAGUUUUUCAAGGGGUGGGGGAAAAAGACGCAAACACAAAAGUGGAAACCAGUUAAUGACCAGCCACGGCCGCCCUGCUGUGAGCUGCGGCCACUACCUCCACGGGCUCCAGAGCCACACGCGGUUGCUGUGGGCAGCAGCGGAGGUAACAUGGCUUACUGGCCUCAGCUGAGGUUGUUGCUGUGGAAGAACCUCACUUUCAGAAGAAGACAAACAUGUCAGCUAUUGCUGGAAGUGGCCUGGCCUCUAUUUAUUUUCCUGAUCCUGAUCUCCGUUCGGCUGAGCUACCCACCCUAUGAACAGCAUGAAUGCCACUUUCCAAACAAAGCCAUGCCCUCUGCAGGAACGCUUCCUUGGGUUCAGGGGAUUAUCUGUAAUGCCAAUAACCCCUGUUUCCGUUAUCCGACUCCUGGUGAGGCCCCUGGGGUUGUUGGAAACUUUAACAAAUCCAUUGUGUCUCGCCUGUUUUCAGAUGCUCGGCGCCUUCUCUUAUAUAGCCAGAAAGACACCAGCAUGAAGGACAUACACCAAGUUCUGAGGACAUUACAGCAGAUAGAGAGUUCUGGUUCAAGCUUGAAGCUUCAGGAUUUCCUAGUGGACAAUGAAACCUUCUCUGAAUUCCUGACCUACAACCUUUCUCUGCCAAGGCUUACUGUGGACAAAAUGCUGGGUGCCAGUGUCAGUCUCCACAAGGUAUUUUUGCAAGGGUACCAGUUACAUUUGACCAAUCUGUGCAGUGGAUCAAAAUUAGAAGAGGUGAUUCAACUUGGUGAACAAGAAGUUUCCAAGCUUUGCAGCUUGCCAAGGGAGAAAUUGGAUUCAGCAGAGCAAGUGCUUCAUUCCAACAUGGACAUCCUGAAACCGAUCCUGAGGGAACUAAACUCUAAGUCUCCCUUCCUGAGCAAGGAACUGGCUAAAGCCACAAAAACUUUGCUGGAUAGUCUCGGGACUUUGGCUCAAGAGCUGUUCAGCAUGAACAGCUGGAGUGACAUGCGGCAGGAGGUCAUGUUCCUGACCAAUGUGAACAGCUCCAGCUCGUCCACCCAGAUAUACCAAGCCGUGUCGCGCAUCGUCUGUGGCCAUCCCGAGGGCGGGGGCCUGAAGAUCAAGUCCCUCAACUGGUACGAGGACAACAACUACAAAGCCCUCUUUGGCGGCAAUGGCACAGAUGAAGAUGCCGGCAGCUUUUAUGACAAUUCUACAACUCCUUAUUGCAAUGAUUUGAUGAAGAAUUUGGAGUCCAGUCCUCUUUCCCGCAUCAUAUGGAAAGCUCUCAAGCCUCUGCUUGUUGGGAAGAUCCUGUAUACUCCUGACACUCCAGCCACCAGGCAGGUGAUGGCCGAGGUGAAUAAGACCUUUCAAGAACUGGCUGUGUUUCAUGAUGUGCAAGGUAUGUGGGAAGAGCUCAGCCCCAAGAUCUGGACCUUCAUGGAGAGUAACCCGGAAAUGGACCUUGUUCGGACAAUGUUGGACAGCAGAAGCAAUGACCACUUUUGGGAACAGCAAUUGGAUGGCUUAGACUGGACUGCUAAAGAUAUCCUGGCAUUUCUGGCCAAGCACCCCGAGGAUGUCCAGUCUGCUAAUGGCUCUGUGUACACCUGGAGAGAGGCCUUCAAUGAGACUGACCAGGCAAUCCAGACCAUCUCUCGCUUCAUGGAGUGUGUCAACUUGAACAAACUCGAACCGGUAGCAACAGAAGUCCGGCUCAUCAACAAGUCCAUGGAGUUGCUGGACGAGCGGAAGUUCUGGGCUGGUGUCGUGUUCACUGGAAUCACUCCCGGCAGUGUUGAGCUACCCCGUCAUGUCAAGUACAAGAUCCGAAUGGACAUUGACAAUGUGGAGAGGACAAAUAAAAUCAAGGAUGGGUACUGGGACCCGGGUCCUCGGGCUGACCCCUUUGAGGAUAUGCGGUACGUCUGGGGAGGCUUUGCCUACUUGCAAGACGUGGUGGAGCAGGCGAUCAUCAGGGUGCUGACAGGCACGGAGAAGAAAACUGGUGUCUAUGUGCAGCAGAUGCCUUACCCCUGUUACGUCGACGACAUCUUCCUGCGGGUGAUGAGCCGGUCGAUGCCCCUGUUCAUGACGCUGGCCUGGAUCUACUCCGUGGCUGUGAUCAUCAAGGGCAUCGUGUAUGAGAAGGAGGCGCGGCUGAAGGAGACCAUGCGCAUCAUGGGCCUGGACAACGGCAUCCUCUGGUUCAGCUGGUUCAUCAGUAGCCUCAUUCCUCUGCUCGUGAGCGCCGGCCUGCUGGUGGUCAUCCUGAAAUUAGGGAACCUGCUGCCGUACAGCGACCCCAGUGUGGUGUUUGUCUUUCUGUCUGUGUUCGGCGUGGUGACCAUCCUGCAGUGCUUCCUGAUCAGCACCCUCUUCUCCAGAGCCAACCUGGCGGCAGCCUGUGGGGGCAUCAUCUACUUCAUUCUGUACCUGCCCUAUGUGCUGUGCGUGGCAUGGCAAGACUACGUGGGCUUCACGCUCAAGAUCUUCGUGAGCCUGCUGUCUCCUGUGGCUUUCGGGUUUGGCUGUGAGUACUUUGCCCUUUUCGAGGAGCAGGGCAUUGGGGUGCAGUGGGACAACCUGUUUGAGAGCCCCGUGGAGGAGGAUGGCUUCAGCCUCACCACUUCAGUCUCCAUGAUGCUGUUCGACACCUUUCUCUAUGGAGUGAUGACGUGGUACAUCGAGGCUGUCUUUCCAGGCCAGUAUGGAAUCCCCAGGCCCUGGUAUUUUCCUUGCACCAAAUCCUACUGGUUUGGUGAGGAAAGUGAUGAGAAGAGCCACCCUGGUUCCAGCCAGAAGGGAGUAUCAGAAAUCUGCAUGGAGGAGGAACCCACACACCUGAAGCUGGGCGUGUCCAUUCAGAACCUGAUGAAGGUUUACCGGGAUGGCAUGAAGGUGGCUGUUGAUGGCCUGGCCUUGAAUUUCUAUGAGGGCCAGAUCACCUCCUUCUUGGGCCACAAUGGAGCUGGAAAGACCACCACCAUGUCAAUCCUGACUGGGUUGUUCCCUCCCACCUCGGGCACUGCCUACAUCCUGGGGAAAGACAUUCGCUUUGAGAUGAGCACCAUCCGGCAGAACCUGGGGGUCUGCCCCCAGCAUAACGUGCUGUUUGACAUGCUGACUGUGGAAGAACACAUCUGGUUCUAUGCACGUCUGAAGGGGCUCUCGGAGAAGCACGUGAAAGCAGAGAUGGAGCAGAUGGCCUUGGAUGUGGGUUUGCCACCCAGCAAACUGAAAAGCAAAACAAGUCAGCUGUCAGGUGGAAUGAAGAGAAAGCUGUCUGUGGCUUUGGCCUUUGUUGGGGGAUCCAAGGUUGUCAUUCUGGACGAGCCUACUGCCGGUGUGGACCCUUACUCCCGCAGGGGAAUAUGGGAGCUCCUGCUGAAAUAUCGACAAGGCCGCACCAUUAUUCUGUCCACGCACCACAUGGAUGAAGCGGACAUCCUGGGGGACAGGAUUGCCAUCAUUUCCCAUGGGAAGCUGUGCUGUGUGGGCUCCUCCCUGUUUCUGAAGAACCAGCUGGGAACAGGCUACUACCUGACCCUGGUCAAGAAGGAUGUGGAAUCCUCCCUCAGUUCCUGUAGAAAUAGCAGUAGCACUGUGUCAUACCUGAAAAAGGAGGACAGUGUUUCUCAGAGCAGUUCUGAUGCUGGCCUGGGCAGCGACCAUGAAAGUGACACGCUGACCAUCGAUGUCUCUGCCAUCUCCAACCUCAUCAGGAAGCAUGUGGCUGAGGCCCGGCUAGUGGAAGACAUUGGGCAUGAACUGACAUAUGUGCUGCCCUACGAAGCUGCCAAAGAGGGGGCCUUUGUGGAACUCUUCCAUGAGAUUGAUGACCGGCUCUCAGACCUGGGCAUCUCUAGUUAUGGCAUCUCAGAGACGACCCUGGAAGAAAUAUUUCUCAAAGUGGCUGAAGAGAGUGGGGUGGAUGCUGAGACCUCAGAUGGCACCUUGCCGGCAAGACGAAACAGACGGGCCUUCGGGGACAAGCAGAGCUGUCUUCGCCCAUUCACUGAAGAUGACGCCAUUGAUCCUAAUGAUUCUGACGUAGACCCAGAAUCCAGAGAAACAGACCUGCUCAGCGGGAUGGAUGGCAAAGGCUCCUACCAGGUGAAGGGCUGGAAGCUCACACAGCAGCAGUUUGUGGCCCUUCUGUGGAAGAGGCUGCUGAUUGCCAGACGGAGUCGGAAGGGAUUCUUUGCUCAGAUCAUCCUGCCAGCUGUGUUUGUUUGCAUUGCCCUGGUGUUCAGCUUGAUCGUGCCCCCCUUUGGCAAGUACCCCAGCCUGGAACUUCAGCCCUGGAUGUACAACGAACAGUACACGUUUGUCAGGUACGUGUUUGCUUUCUGUGCCCCAGGAGAGAAGAGAGCUCACAGAAAACAGAACACUGCAGACAUCCUUCAGAACCUGACUGGAAGAAACAUUUCAGAUUAUCUGGUGAAGACCUAUGUGCAGAUCAUAGCCAAAAGUUUAAAGAACAAGAUCUGGGUGAAUGAGUUUAGGUAUGGAGGGUUUUCCCUGGGUGCCAGUAAUUCUCAUUCACUUCCUUCAAGUCAAGAAGUUAAUAAUGCCAUCAAGCAAGUGAAGAAGCACUUGAAGCUGGCCAAGGACAGUUCUGCAGAUCGAUUUCUCAGCAGCUUGGGAAGGUUCAUGACAGGACUGGACACGAAAAAUAACGUCAAGGUGUGGUUCAACAACAAGGGCUGGCAUGCCAUUAGCUCUUUCUUGAAUGUCAUCAACAACGCCAUUCUCCGGGCCAACCUGCAGAAGGGAGAGAACCCCAGCCAGUAUGGGAUUACUGCCUUCAAUCACCCCCUGAAUCUCACCAAGCAGCAGCUCUCGGAAGUGGCUCUAAUGACCACAUCAGUGGAUGUCCUCGUGUCCAUCUGUGUCAUCUUCGCGAUGUCCUUCGUCCCGGCCAGCUUUGUUGUGUUCCUGAUCCAAGAGCGGGUCAGCAAAGCAAAGCACCUGCAGUUCAUCAGUGGAGUGAAGCCUGUCAUCUACUGGCUCUCCAAUUUCGUGUGGGAUAUGUGCAACUAUGUGGUCCCUGCCACGCUGGUCAUUAUCAUCUUCAUCUGCUUCCAGCAGAAGUCCUAUGUGUCCUCUACCAACCUGCCUGUGCUAGCCCUGCUACUUCUGCUGUAUGGGUGGUCGAUCACACCGCUCAUGUACCCAGCCUCUUUCGUGUUCAAGAUCCCCAGCACAGCCUACGUGGUCCUCACCAGCGUGAACCUCUUCAUCGGGAUCAAUGGCAGUGUGGCCACUUUUGUGCUGGAGCUCUUUACCAACAACAAGCUGAAUAACAUCAAUGAUAUCCUGAAAUCUGUAUUCUUGAUCUUCCCCCAUUUUUGCCUGGGACGGGGGCUCAUUGACAUGGUGAAAAACCAAGCAAUGGCUGAUGCCUUGGAAAGGUUUGGGGAGAACCGUUUUGUUUCGCCACUGUCUUGGGACUUAGUGGGACGAAACCUCUUCGCCAUGGCCGUGGAAGGGGUGGUGUUCUUCCUUAUCACUGUUCUCAUCCAGUACAGAUUCUUCAUCAGGCCCAGACCUGUAAAUGCAAAGCUUCCUCCUCUGAAUGAUGAGGAUGAAGAUGUGAAGCGGGAAAGACAGAGAAUUCUUGAUGGCGGAGGACAGAAUGACAUCUUGGAAAUCAAGGAGUUGACGAAGAUAUAUAGAAGAAAGAGGAAGCCUGCUGUUGACAGGAUUUGCGUGGGCAUUCCUCCUGGCGAGUGCUUUGGGCUUCUGGGAGUUAAUGGGGCUGGGAAAUCAUCAACAUUCAAGAUGUUAACUGGAGAUACCACUGUUACCAGAGGAGAUGCUUUCCUUAACAAAAAUAGUAUCUUGUCAGACAUCCAUGAAGUCCAUCAGAACAUGGGCUAUUGCCCUCAGUUUGAUGCCAUCACAGAGCUGCUGACCGGAAGAGAGCACGUGGAAUUCUUUGCCCUCUUGAGAGGAGUCCCAGAGAAAGAAGUUGGCAAGGUUGGUGAGUGGGCAAUUCGGAAACUGGGCCUCGUAAAGUAUGGAGAAAAAUACGCUGGUAACUAUAGCGGAGGCAACAAGCGCAAGCUCUCAACGGCCAUGGCUCUGAUUGGCGGGCCCCCUGUAGUGUUUCUGGAUGAACCUACCACAGGCAUGGACCCCAAAGCCCGGCGAUUCUUGUGGAAUUGUGCCCUAAGUAUUGUCAAGGAAGGCAGAUCAGUAGUGCUUACAUCUCAUAGUAUGGAAGAAUGUGAAGCUCUUUGCACUAGGAUGGCAAUUAUGGUCAAUGGGAGGUUCAGGUGUCUUGGCAGUGUCCAACAUCUGAAAAAUAGAUUUGGGGAUGGUUAUACAAUCGUGGUACGAAUAGCAGGGUCCAACCCUGACCUGAAGCCUGUGCAGGAGUUCUUUGGACUUGCCUUUCCAGGCAGUGUCCUCAAGGAGAAGCACCGGAACAUGCUCCAGUACCAGCUUCCAUCCUCACUGUCCUCUCUGGCCAGGAUAUUCAGCAUCCUUUCCCAGAGCAAGAAGAGACUCCACAUAGAAGACUACUCUGUUUCUCAGACAACACUUGACCAAGUAUUUGUAAACUUCGCCAAGGACCAAAGUGAUGAUGACCACUUAAAGGACUUGUCAUUACACAAAAACCAGACAGUAGUCGAUGUUGCAGUUCUCACAUCUUUUCUCCAGGAUGAGAAAGUGAAAGAAAGUUAUGUAUGAAGAAGACUGUUCAUACAGGUGACUAAAAGAAGGGAGGAACUAGCCCUUCCUUUGCACCAUGUGAAGUGUUCCAAAAGCAAGAGCUGGACGUUUUUGUGGGAAGAAGUAAACUGGAUACUGUACUGCUACUAUUCAAUGCAAUGCAAUUCAAUGCAAUGAAAACAAAAUUCCAUUACAGGGGCAGUGCCUUUGUAGCCUAUGUCUCGUAUGGCUCUCAAGUGAAAAAGACUUGAAUUUAGUUUAUUACCUUAGACCUAUGUGAAACUCUAGUAUGAAACCCAGUGGACAUAUGGGUUUGAAAUCACGCUUUUUUGUUGUUGUUGUUCCUUUGUAUUCUCACUGGGGUUGCAACAAUAAUUAAUCAAGUAAUCAUGGCCAGUGAUUAUUUAUCAAAAUCAAAAAGCAUGUACAUCUUCAUUCAUUAAGCCGUGCCAUGCCAGGAGACUGGUUUCCCGGCGACACAUCCAUUGCUGGCAAUGAGUGUGCUAGAAUUACUAGUGCCAAGUCGCUCAGAAAGCCUGAAGGACCGUGGUGUGUCAUGCACACUUUUGCAACAGCUGUUCUGCUUCAGAGUCCGUCAGCAUCGUUAUCAGUUGACAAAAUGGUGCCCUGGACGGGGAAAGCCCUGCAUUGUUUCCCUCUUUGAUGAACUGCUCUGGUGGGGCCCCUAAUGUGAAAGUGUGGGUGGCUCAAGACAGGUGGACUUGGUUCCAUUUUUAGGUUGUCCCUUGCUUGGAGCCAUGGGUCUCCAGGGCCAUUUUCUUCUGGGACUCUUCAAAUAUACUUAGCUCCUGGUAAGCACAAAGAGCCGCCAAACUGUUGAGGCUGCCAGCUGCUGAGGCCAGGUCAUGGGAUUAAAGAGAGGGCUUAAUCAAACCUAGGGAGGCCUGUGUCCUGGUUGUCUGCUAACACGGUACAUUGCAUCUCAAGAUCUUCCUGUUUUACACGAGUGUAGUGUUAUUUCUGGCUUUUUAAAAGUAAUCUAGAAUACUGAAAGGAUGGAGUUGUAUUUUGACAAAAAUCUUUGUACCUUGAAUGUUGUUUGAAAUCUUAAGGUCUGUCAGUGACUUGUGAAUCCUUGGAAUGGCCUCUUUGUAGAAGCCGUGGUGUAGAGGGGUAAGGCCGCACUGCUUCACUAGCUUUAUUUCUCACGGAAGCUUGCAGAUGGAUCCUCUGACUAGUGCCUGGUGACUGGAAAACAAUGUGGUGGUCAAGAUCUCAUGACAUUAUAUUUGAGUUUAAGAUCACUUAAAAUACUCUUAAUCUCAGUUGGUUAAUCAAGUAUUUUUUGAGUGUAUAUUUUAGCUGAAUUGAAUAUGUAUGGAUGUGGGUGGGGAGAAAUUAAGUCUCAGUAGAUAUCCUGUGCCAUGUUAUUCAGCUAACAGGUUUACAAAUAUAGGUUGUUUUGUUGUUGUGGUUGUGGGAUCCCAGUGAAAGAAUACUGGGCAGCCUUUUUUUUUUUUUUUUAAUAGCAACAGUGCAAAAGCCAAAAAAGUUUGUCUUAAGGGUCACAAUGUUAAACAAUGAAUACUUUCACAAAAAAGAUCACUAGCUUCAAAACUUUUUGAAUAACACAACUUGUGCUUAUGGUAUAUUUGGUACUGUCAAAUACUUGGCUUUGAAGAUCUUAGCCCAUUCUGACAAUCUCAAAUUUUUCAUCUCUUCAGUCCUGAAAUUCUCAUGAAAAAAAUAAAAAGAGCCAAUGCCCCCACAUGAAAUAUAUUUGACUCUUCUAACCCAGUCUUAUUUUUUUAGUCAAUAAACACAAAAAUAUUAUUUCACUAAUGCUUAAUGUGAUCUGUCUUGAGAUAACAAAAAUACGAGGGAAGUACUAUUGGCUGAAAUUCAAGCCAUCUCUCAAUGUCAUUACUAAUAUCUUUUUCUAAAAUUUAAAUAUUAACUCUAAAGGUGUAAGAUUUCUGAUCUAUUUCAAAUCUAUAUUUUUAAAAAUUUACAGAAUGUUAUCACAUAACUUGUUUGGAAAAAGAAAAUGACUUAGAAAUUAAUGCCAAUAUUUUCUAAAAUAAUAAGUAAUGAAGGCCCAUUUCCAGUAACUGUUGGCAUGAUGAGGUCAUUAGAUUUUGUGGUAUCUUUAAUGAUAUAAAAUUCACAGAGUAAUUUAGUUUCUGCUUAUUUAAUAUUUUUCAAAAUCCAACUUUUGUUAGUUUUCCCAUUUCACUUAGAAUCAUGUUCUAAUUCUCUAUUUUAUUAAAUCAGUGAGCAGCUCCUGGCUUUAAUUACUCUGACUUCAAGGCCAUAUUUUAAAAAAUCAAAAGACACUGUGAACUGUUUUGAAAAAGAAAAAAAAUUUCAAUAUAGAUUUACAAGGAUCUCUUCUGAAGCUAGAAACAAUCUAUAGCUACACACUGACUUCAUUGUUACUUUUUAGACUAUCCAGAUAGUAAUCUUUUACAUUUUCCUGUGUAAACCUAAUUAUAGUAGAAAUUUUUACCAACUCUCAAGUAAAAUUUCUGUAUAUUCCCUGUGGAAAUGUAAGUAUGUGAGUUUCAAAAAUUUUCAAAAAAAAAAAAGUGUUCAAAAGUUGCUGCUUUUGCUUCUGUUGAACACCUUGGAAACUUAAUUAACAACUGUGAAUAUGAAAAAUACAAAAGAAAACAAUCACAAAGCCCUUUAUACGUAAACAUCCAGCACAGCGCAUUGUUAAAAAACAGCCAAACCUCAAACUACUGUAUUUCAGUAUCUGUACUGAAAGCGUGUGCAUUGUGGCGAUUAAAUGUUGCACAUCUUUCAUCCACUGUAUAGUAAUCAUUGACGAAAGGGAUUUGUCUGUUUUCUUCUCGUGGUUGUAUAUAUCAGGUAAAUUUUUUUAUCCAAAGAGCCAUGUGUCAUAUAUAAUACUGAACCACUUUGAUACUGAGAAAUUAAUUUGUACCCUUGUUACUAUUUACUAGUAAUAAUAUAGUACUAUAGUAAUAUAGCUCUAAUUCUCUUCAAAAUUGUGGCAUCCCUUUUAUAGAAUGUUUCUAUUUCCAUAAGGAUUAAGUAUUCUCUCUUCUUAUACCCUAGGAUGAAGCUAUGUUUUUGUGCUUUUUCUUUAUCAUUGGCUCUUCAUUCCAAGCACUUUAUGCUGUCUCUAAUGGGAUCUAUUUUUGCACUGGAAUAUCUGAGAAUUGCAAAACUAGACAAAAGUUUCACAAUAGAUUUCUAAGUUAAAUCAUUUUCAUUAAAAGGAAAAAAAAAAGAAAAAAAAUUUUGUAUGUCAAUAACUUUAUAUGAAGUAUUAAAAAAGGCAUUUCUAUGUUGUAAUGGGUCACAAAAUAAAGCUGUGACAGUUCUGCCGUUCUA
Molecule: messenger RNA, 10204 nt
Organism: Ailuropoda melanoleuca (giant panda)
Lineage: Eukaryota; Metazoa; Chordata; Mammalia; Carnivora; Ursidae
Gene: ABCA1
Product: ATP binding cassette subfamily A member 1
Exons: 48
Coding region: 359-6898 (2179 amino acids)
Biological process (GO): lipid transport; transmembrane transport
Cellular component (GO): intracellular membrane-bounded organelle; membrane
Molecular function (GO): lipid carrier activity; ABC-type transporter activity; ATP binding
Source: RefSeq, a predicted model, not a curated record